Messenger RNA from Lingula anatina, 495 nucleotides. RefSeq names its product sarcoplasmic calcium-binding protein. Gene Ontology annotation, molecular function: calcium ion binding. Lineage: Eukaryota; Metazoa; Brachiopoda; Lingulata; Lingulida; Lingulidae. The record is from RefSeq and is a predicted model, not a curated record.
AUGCGAUCUUUUUAUGCAUUAUUCGAUAAAGACGGCGAUGGCAUGGUGUAUAGAACGGAGUUCGUAGGCGGCACUGUGAAAACAAUGAAGCAACAUCUCAAAGCGGAGAAGGUAGAACUACUCGAAAGUCUGUUGUCGAAGGCGUGGGAAUUGUUCUGGGGAGGGGAGAGCACCUGCAACCUCGAUACCAUGAUCCAUCACUACGGGCGCUGUUUCACAGAGCCCCACUUUCACGAACUUCUCCGACAGGUGGGCUCCCUAUUUUUUGAAGCCGUAGACGCAGAUAACGACGGCCUCGUCACCAUUGAGGAGUUCGCCACCUAUCUGAGGUGCUAUGGUGUCCACCCCCUGUCUGUUCCUCCGUCCUUUCAGGCACUGGACACCAAUCAUGAUGGUCUGAUCAGCAGAGAUGAGUUUGUGAAUGCUGCAUGUGAAUUCUUUACAAAAACAUGCGAUACGCCUGCGAAAUUAUUCUUUGGACCUUUCUUGGGAUAG